AAGCAGCGUAGAGCCAGAGAGAGAGGCUUCAGCCGCUGAACCCCCUUCGACGCGUCCCGCUGAGCAACAUCAACAUCACCUCGACGAGGAACGGCAUGAGACGGCACCUGAGACGUCUCGUCCCGAGGAAGGUGGUGAAUCACAACGACAGCCUCAACCUCCUUCCCCUUUGCCACAAGAACAACUUGGAGAACCGAGAUUUGGCCCGCAUGUGAACCGCGCUCCCUUAACGGGUCAGGUUUGCAGGUGAGAUGCGCACUCCCUUUGCUUACUUUGAUUUGCUUUGCCCUGACACUUCGUGCAGUAAUUGCGGGACAACGAGAACUCCUCUCUGGCGACGAUCCCCUACAGGAUCUACAAUCUGCAAUGCAUGUGGCCUCUAUCUCAAAGCUCGCAACACCGCUCGCCCGACCAAUUUGAAGCGGCCGCUUCCGCACUCCACCGCAGCUGGACACCACCCAUCACAACAUGGAGCCGAAUCUCAACGAGGCGGAUCGCCCUUGCCGCAUCCCAGUGCCAGCCCGCAUCCGCCCGCGCUUUCAACCUACGUUGCUGUGGACCAUGUCCCUGGUGGAUCGUGUCCUGGAGGUGGCCGAUGCAAUGGUACCGGAGGCGCUGAGGGAUGCAGUGGGUGCCCGGCGUACAAUAAUCGAGUAUCAAAAACUGCGCAAUUCGCAUUAGCACACACUCAUACGCCGGGGAGAGCUGCUGAGCGUUACCCCCCUGCUAAUAUCAGUUCACCCCAAGCCACUGCGGUCAUUGCAGAUAGCGGGACGACUGCUGCCGAUGCCGCACAACCCCACACCCCAGGACAAGCCAGUACCAGCGUGACAGUGGCUUGCCAAAACUGCGGAACAACCAUUACGCCUUUAUGGAGAAGAGAUGAGAAUGGUCAUACUAUCUGUAAUGCAUGCGGCCUCUAUCAUAAACUUCAUGGCGUUCACCGACCUGUUGCUAUGAAGAAGUCGGUAAUUAAGCGCCGAAAACGAGUUGUGCCUGCGCUUCAGGAUCAAUCAUUAAAUGCCCACGUUCAUGGCCCAAUGGGCCCGUCGGUCUCGCCCGAUCCGCCUCAUUACAGAUACCAUGACCAGCAACCGAUGGAGAACCACCGCGGAACUGUGAACCCUGACGGCUCUGUAAAUCUUGGCUUCCGAUCACAGGGCAGACUUAGCAUUUCCGAGUCGCUCAGCCCGACCGCGCAUGACCAACCCUCCCGCUACCAUGCUGCGCCUCCUGCGCCGAUUGAUUUCACAAGCUAUCCUCCCCAAAGCCACGAACGCCCCCAUCAUGGACCCCAGCUUUCUCCUCACAGUCAUCCUCAUUCUCAGCACCAACCCGACCGCCUUUCACCUGCACCGCGCCAUCCCUCUACGUCGCCCCAUCUUAAUGGCUCCACGGCCCGUAAGCGCUCCUUUUCAGUGGCAGAAGGAGAGAGCUCGCAGGAGUUGGGCGACGUUGCGAAGACGAAUCGUUUGAAUAGCAUCAAAUCAAUCCUCAACCCGUCCCAACAAUCUUCAGUCGACGUGCCAAUUGAGCCAUCUCUUCUCGCUUUGGGCCGACAUCCUUCUGCCUUCUCGGAAGGAAGUCCAGGUGCAGAAGCGUCAGCGGCAGCGGCUGGUACUGGUGGUAUCGAACAACCAGCUACCAAACGACGCGCUAGUCGCCGUGCGGACUUGCAAAAGGAGAUGGAGCGAAUCAGGGAGAUGCUUGCCGCCAAAGAACGCGAGUUGGCUGAGCUUCCUGUCGAGGAUGGCGGAGACGAAUAGCCUAUUUGACAACCCUUUUUGUCCGAAUCUUACUUUUGGGGGGAUGAAAAUCAAUUCGAGCUUUGCAUGCACGGGGUUCGUUUUCUCUUCGGCAUUCUUCCUUUCUUCUCUUCUUCUUUUUAUCCCCCUUUCUCUUAACUAUGGCGGUAUACGAAUUGGCUGAGGGAGCUUCUUAGCGUGGAAUGGGAAUUUGUGCA
This is a messenger RNA of Xylona heveae TC161, 1963 nucleotides long. RefSeq lists its product as hypothetical. The record is from RefSeq and is a predicted model, not a curated record. NCBI's taxonomy places the organism in Eukaryota, Fungi, Ascomycota, Xylonomycetes, Xylonales, Xylonaceae. Bases 252 to 1766 code for a protein of 504 amino acids. Gene Ontology annotation, biological process: negative regulation of transcription by RNA polymerase II; positive regulation of transcription by RNA polymerase II. Gene Ontology annotation, molecular function: DNA-binding transcription factor activity, RNA polymerase II-specific; RNA polymerase II cis-regulatory region sequence-specific DNA binding; zinc ion binding. The transcript has 2 exons.